Metarhizium album ARSEF 1941 is the source of this 1656-nucleotide messenger RNA. RefSeq names its product glucose transporter. Gene Ontology annotation, molecular function: carbohydrate:proton symporter activity. NCBI's taxonomy places the organism in Eukaryota, Fungi, Ascomycota, Sordariomycetes, Hypocreales, Clavicipitaceae. Bases 1 to 1656 code for a protein of 551 amino acids. Gene Ontology annotation, biological process: carbohydrate transport; transmembrane transport. The transcript has 3 exons. Gene Ontology annotation, cellular component: membrane. The record is from RefSeq and is a predicted model, not a curated record.
AUGGUUAUUGGCAACAUUUACGUCAUCGCCGCUGUGUCGGUUGUUGGCGGUGGCCUUUUCGGUUUCGACAUUUCGUCUUUGUCCGCCCAGCUCGGGGAGCAGUCUUACCUAUGCUACUUCAACCAAGGCCCCCAUGGUCCUCCAUACACCAACGAGAAGUGUUCGGGUCCUCAUGAAUUGGUCCAGGGAGGUAUCACAGCCUCUAUGGCUGCUGGUUCGUGGUUGGGAGCCCUCAUCUCCGGCCCUCUCUCAGAUCGUCUUGGCCGCAAAUACUCCAUCAUGGUCGGAUGCAUUAUUUGGUUGAUUGGCUCGACCAUCUCCUGCGCUGCUCAAAACAUUGGUAUGCUCAUUGUCGGCCGCAUCAUUAAUGGUCUCUGUGUGGGCAUCGAGUCAGCUCAAGUUCCCGUCUAUAUUGCCGAGAUAUCGCCUCCCUCUAAGCGUGGUCGCUUCAUCGGCAUGCAGCAAUGGGCUAUUACAUGGGGCAUCCUUAUCAUGUACUACAUUUCAUAUGGGACCUCAUAUAUCGGUGAGCAGAACUUCAUCGGCUGGAAAGCCGAGUCUUUCCGGAUUCCCUGGGGCCUUCAGAUGAUUCCUGCCGUCUUCCUCUUCUUCAUGAUGAUGAUUCUACCCGAAUCUCCACGUUGGCUGGCCCGUAAGGACCGCUGGGAGGACUGCCGCUCUGUCUUGGCUCUGGUGCACGGAAAGGGUGAUCCUGACCACCCUUUUGUUGCCAUGGAACUCCAGGAUAUCAAAGACAUGUGCGAGUUCGAGCGUCGCCAUUCCAACGUCACCUACUUCGAUCUCUUCAAGCCCGAUAUGGUUAACCGAACCCUUAUUGGUCUUUUCACCCAGAUUUGGUCGCAGCUGACUGGCAUGAACGUCAUGAUGUACUAUAUUGCCAAUGUUUUUACCAUGGCUGGAUACGAGGGCAAUGCCAAUCUUCUCGCCUCAUCCAUCAGCUACAUUAUAAACGUUUUCAUGACCAUCCCAGCUCUCUUAUGGGUCGAUCGUUGGGGUCGUCGCCCAACACUUUUGGUCGGCUCUGUCCUCAUGGCGACCUGGAUGUACGCCAAUGCUGGUAUUCUUGCCAACUACGCCGAGGUUGUUCCCGGUGGAAUCAACGGUGUUGCAGCCCAGUCUAUGCGACUCACAGGUGCUCCUGCCAAAGGCCUCAUUGCCUGCACCUAUCUCUUUGUCGCGUCCUUUGCCCCGACUUGGGGCCCCGUCUCUUGGAUCUAUCCGCCGGAGCUGUACCCCUUGCGACUCCGCGGCAAAGGCGUCGCUAUGUCAACUUCAGGAAAUUGGGCUUUCAACACUGCUCUUGGCCUCUUCGUUCCUCCUGCUCUUGCCAGUAUCAAGUGGAAGACGUAUCUGAUCUUCGCCAUCUUCAACACGGUGGCAUUCUUCCACGUCCUCUUUAUCUUCCCCGAGACUGCUGGCAAGACCCUGGAAGAAACUGAGGCUAUGUUUGAAGACCCCAACGGCAUUAAGUAUCUGGGAACUCCUGCGUGGAAGACCAAGGUUGUGACCAAGUUUGUCGAUCGCGCUGAGCAUGGCGACAUUGAAGCCAAGCGAGCCGUUGAAUACAAGCUCUCUGAUGUUCACGAACGCGACGUGGAGAAAGCCGCGCCCGCCUCUUCCACCGACCCUGCUUAG